Messenger RNA from Fusarium mangiferae, 360 nucleotides. RefSeq lists its product as uncharacterized. The record is from RefSeq and is a predicted model, not a curated record. The coding region runs from base 1 to 360 and encodes 119 amino acids. The transcript has 2 exons. NCBI's taxonomy places the organism in Eukaryota, Fungi, Ascomycota, Sordariomycetes, Hypocreales, Nectriaceae.
AUGACCGAAAACGCAGACAACACAGCCCAGCCCGAAGCAGGCGGAGCGGCAGGCCUCGCCACAGCCCCAAUUCAAAACACACCCAGCAAAUCAGAGGAGGAGUCAGAUGUGCAACAAGUCCUGGAUGAAGACGGAGAUGACGACAGAAAAGCUCAUGUGGCUCGUUACAAUAACAAUAUCCCUUUUCCUUUCGAAAUUGGAGAGACUGUCUGGAUCAUCCAGCCAGGCUACCGCGCACCACGAGGGGAAUUCCGCAUUACAAAGGUCCAUCCGGAUGACCUAUUUGAGCUUGUUGAUUGUGCAACCAACAUUGCGCACCCAGAUUUGGUGGAGGGCCAGUAUUUGAGGCGUGAUAUUUAA